AACUAUAUAAAACAACUCGCCAAAGAUUAUGCUGCUGCCACUCGAGAUACCGGCAAAUCUAUCCGUGACAAUCCAUUGCGUUCCGUGGCCUGGGGAUCUGCGAUCACGACCGUCUCUCUCGUGUACGCUUUCUGCCCCACCGAAGAACAGUAUCACUCAGCCUUGGUCGAUUCCGGUCUCGAUCUGUGGGAAGUCCCCAUGUUGUUGCGCAAUCCGCGAAGCGUUGACCACGUCCUGGAUCGCUUCGAUGUCUGGUCCCGUGGUCGUCUACGCGUCAGUGAAAUGGGUCUGUUCGCUGUGGUGUGGCGCGAUGAUAGCACUCAGGAAUGCAUGCUCUAUUCCGAAUCGUGCCCUUACGUCUUUCCAUCAAAUGGUGGAGGUCAGUUCACGAGCCUCGUUCGCCUGUUCUUGUUUGAUCGACCGAAUGAAACUGGCUUGGCUCGAUUGUCUAAUAUCAUUUCUGAUCGGAUUCUCGACAUUGGAUUUCUUGGACGCUGGUGGUUCAUGCACCAAAGUAUGCAAGACUAUGACAUCAAUCCCAAUGAAUGUCUUGUGCGGCGCGCUGCAGACGAUCCUGUCGAUCCAGUGAACCCAUCCGUUCCCGGGGAGAAAAUCAUAUCCGAAUCAGGCACAAAGACCCCGUGUGAAGUAAAUCCUCCCAAAUCACACAAGGAUCCGGCCGGUUCAACGUCUGUACACAGCUCUGCAAACGACCAGGAUGAUGAAAAUGAAUGGGAGGUUAUGGACGAGGAGUUGGUUUUUGUCGACUGUCGGGGUGUGAUCGAACCGGACGUUUUGAUUCCUCACAAUCCAGUCAGCCUUGUUGACCUGGAUUCCAAUCAUCCACUUGUACAGGUUGGUCCUGCUGUGUUCGAGGGUCAUUACGAGAACGUAAUCGGCACACUAAUGUUCAUCAACUCGGCGAGCACUCUAUCCGGACCACAGGCUUCUUACCAAACGGACGGAGGUACUGAACAAAGUGAGACGAAUAUAGCUUUGGAUCGACCAUCUUGCACUCGAUACCCAGCACCCACAUUGUCUGUACUGAAAUGUACCAAAACUCUGGUAUUAGAUCGGAUAUUUCUCAAACCGAAACAGAUGGAAAUGGAAAAUACUAUGCUCCCAACGGAUCAGACCCCAAAAUUGACCGAACAUAGCUACGAAUCUGUUUCACCACCGACGUCGCCCUCAUCUCCACCGCCCCCCGAUUCAUCGUGA
Molecule: messenger RNA, 1218 nt
Organism: Echinostoma caproni
Lineage: Eukaryota; Metazoa; Platyhelminthes; Trematoda; Plagiorchiida; Echinostomatidae
Source: the annotation of a GenBank genome assembly